Molecule: messenger RNA, 849 nt
Organism: Topomyia yanbarensis
Lineage: Eukaryota; Metazoa; Arthropoda; Insecta; Diptera; Culicidae
Exons: 3
Coding region: 1-849 (282 amino acids)
Source: RefSeq, a predicted model, not a curated record
AUGUCCACGUUCAAUGAAAGCAAGUGCAACUAUACGACCCUGCUGACCGAUUGCCACCUGGAGGCGCUGAAAAAGGAACUGCAUCUGCGUGAACGGAUUGUGAUUUUUAUCCAGCAGACGGAUUUGUGGGAGCUGGUGAAGCAGGUUUGUGUCCGAUUUCACGAGCGGUUCGUGCGCGGGAACAACGAACAGGAUUUGCUGCUGGGGCCGUUGGUGGUGCCGCUGGAGUUUAGCUAUAACGCGCUGAGGAAGUUUGACGAACAGGUUCUAUCCCAACUCAUUCGAGAACCGACGUACUGUGAAAAAGCCUUCCGGGAGGUUAUUCUUAGCAUCGCCAAUACCAUCUUCACCCGACUCGAACCUCCGUUCCGUAUCCGACUGGAGCAGAUCUACUGCCGAUUGCGGAUCAAGUUACCCCCACAGGAGCGCUACCUAUUCCGUACCCAGCCACAGAACGUACCAAUCGGGUUGACGGUUUUCCGCUGUGUAGUCCAAGGCUACAGUUCCCCUCAAACCUACAUCCUUCAAUCUAUCUGGCUGUGCCCAAACGAUCCCCACCUAGUCACCAUAACCGGCGAAAUCAGACGAGCUCCCAAGUGCGACGAGUGCGGUACGACGCUGCAGGAACAUCAACGAAUUCGGUCCGUUUCCGAUUACUGCACCGUUCGGGUGUUCUCCGUCGAGAGCUUGCAGACUCCGGUCCAGGUCGGACGAAUCUUCCAAAGCAUUUCGGUGCGGUUGGCGGACGAUCUUUGUCAACAGCUGCGACUGGGUUACGAGUACGCCAUUACCGGAGUGUUCAAUCCGGUUAAUCAGCUGUUUAACGCGUGGGCCGUUGAGGAGAUUUAG